Lytechinus pictus (painted urchin) is the source of this 1153-nucleotide messenger RNA. RefSeq names its product furin-like. Gene Ontology annotation, biological process: peptide hormone processing. The transcript is spliced from 5 exons. Bases 452 to 1138 code for a protein of 228 amino acids. Gene Ontology annotation, cellular component: Golgi membrane; trans-Golgi network. The record is from RefSeq and is a predicted model, not a curated record. Gene Ontology annotation, molecular function: serine-type endopeptidase activity. NCBI's taxonomy places the organism in Eukaryota, Metazoa, Echinodermata, Echinoidea, Temnopleuroida, Toxopneustidae.
AUACUGCGGAAGUAAAUGUAUCCGCAUCCGUUACGAGUACGACAGUGAACGACGCGUUGAAGUCGCUGAUUUUGUUAAUUUAUGUGCUAAUUUUGGUGUGUAUUUCAUGAUUCAGACAGUACCGAUGAUUAUCCCUCUCUUUUGUGAUACAACAUUACUAUCGGACAUGAUUAAAGAACAAUAAAACUCCGGGCCAAGUAUCACCCCUGUGCCGGUGUCCAAGCAUUUUUCCACGUAGCGGAGACGACCAAGCGAGUGCUCCAGUUGUGCCCCGGUCGAGUUAUUGCUUGAGACCGUAGGCCGAGUGACAGCGCUGAAGGCAGCGAAGUGAUCCCGCUCCAGCUGGCUCAGCUCUGCACUGCAGUUAUAAAUGAAUUGACAUUGACUUAAAUUUAUUUCAAACUCCGAUUUAUCAUCAGGAAAAUCAAAUAAGUUUCAUCUUAACAGCGGGAUGGAGUUUGGAACAACCUUUUCUGUUUUAUUUUGUAUUAUUCUGUGUGAACUUUGUUGUUUGUCUUGCUCUUCUUCGUCAGACAAUCACGAUAAUGGAGGUUUUUACACCAAUACUUAUGCAGUUCAUAUCAAAGGUGGACCUGCAGAAGCAGAAAGAGUAGCAAAGGCUCAUAAUUUUGUUUAUGUAGGAGAAAUAAUUGAAGACCACCACAAUUUUCUAGAUGAGCAUCACACUGUGAAACGGUCAGCAUCUCACAGUCAUGUAAGGCAUCAACAUCUCUCAGGGGAACCAAAGGUACUAUGGUUUGAGCAACAAAAAGCCAGGAGCAGACAGAAGAGAGAUUUAUUAGAUUUGGGAACAAAGCCUUAUAAUCCUCAUCUUAAUGACCCUCAAUGGCCCAUUUGGUAUUUGUCGAGAGGGCCUGGUCUAGAUAUGAAUAUAUUACCCGCAUGGCAGGCAGGGUAUACAGGAAAGGGCAUCGUGGUCUCCAUACUGGAUGAUGGUAUUGAAAGAGAUCAUCCAGACCUUGUAAGAAACUAUAGAAGGAAUGCUAGCUAUGAUGUCAAUGGUAAAGAUGAUGAUCCGGAACCCAGAUACAACUUCAGCAAUGAAAACAGGUGCAUAUCUUUCUUUUUAAUAUUUCACACAAAGUUCACUUUUCCCAUAAUAAUCAACUCACUUUAAUUGGUACCCUGUGAA